Cyclopterus lumpus (lumpfish) is the source of this 584-nucleotide messenger RNA. RefSeq names its product nucleoside diphosphate kinase B-like. Lineage: Eukaryota; Metazoa; Chordata; Actinopteri; Perciformes; Cyclopteridae. The transcript has 5 exons. Bases 70 to 519 code for a protein of 149 amino acids. The record is from RefSeq and is a predicted model, not a curated record. Gene Ontology annotation, molecular function: nucleoside diphosphate kinase activity. Gene Ontology annotation, biological process: UTP biosynthetic process; regulation of apoptotic process; GTP biosynthetic process.
GGUGAUCACAUCCCCGCUGCUCGUCUUCAAGUUCUCCUCAACCCGAAACCAAGCCCCCUCUUCGUCCACAUGGAGCGCACCUUCAUCGCCGUGAAGCCCGAUGGCGUCCAGCGAGGACUCUGUGGAGACAUCAUGAAGCGCUUCGAGCAGAGAGGCUUCAGGCUGGUGGCAGCCAAGUUCAUCCAGGCCUCUGAGGAGCACAUGAAGAACCACUACCUGGACCUGAAGGACAUGCCCUUCUAUGGAGGACUCUGCAAGUACAUGUCCUCUGGACCCGUCUUCGCCAUGGUGUGGGAGGGUCAGAGCAUCGUGAAGCUAGCCAGGAUGAUGAUGGGCGAAACCAACCCCGCCGACUCCAAACCCGGCAGCAUCCGCGGUGACCUGUGCGUCAACAUCGGCAGGAACAUCAUCCACGGCAGCGACACCCUGGAGAACGCCCAGCGCGAGAUCGGACUGUGGUUCAAGGCCGAGGAGUUCGUCUCCUACACCCCCUGCGCCCAGGCCUUCCUGUACGAGUAAGCCGGCCAAUCAGCAGCCAGUAAACCACUGACCCCGCCCAUCCAACCUGAUCAAUAAAGUCUCAU